AUGAUGAAACCAGCGAUUUCCAUUGAAAGUGGAACUCCUGUAUUUCAUCGAAUGCAGCUCAAAUCAGCUCAAAAGGAGGACGCAACCCCACAUCAUGGCCGAGACUUAAUUAACUUAAACGUUGGUGGAACUAGAUUCACAACUUUUUACAAUACUUUGUUGAAUGCACGCUCUUCUUAUUUUGAAAACUUCAUUUGCGGAGAUGGUAACACAGGAGUGAUUUAUCUUUUUGAACAACGAGUGAUCAAAGAUGAAACCGGUGCGGUGUUUAUCAAUCGUGAUGGCCUAUUAUUCUCCUACGUUCUUCAAUUCAUGAGAGAUAGACAGAAAUGCGUUCUACCAGCGGAUAGAAAUAUCUUGGAAAUGUUGAUGAGGGAAUCAGAAUUUUUUGGAAUCGAAUCAUUCAAGAACAUCAUUAUCGAAAGACUCCGUUCAAUCGAAAAGGAAAUAUAA
This is a messenger RNA of Caenorhabditis bovis, 453 nucleotides long. The record is from the annotation of a GenBank genome assembly. Lineage: Eukaryota; Metazoa; Nematoda; Chromadorea; Rhabditida; Rhabditidae.